AUGUCUCUAUAUAUCAAGGAAUCCGUCGGUAUCGACGAAUUGACAGUCUCAGGUACUCAAGAACAACCAUUCAAGACUCCAGCAUUCGCCUUAUUUGCUGCUUCACAACAAGAAGGUGUACCAGAACCAAAAUUGUUUGUGUUCAAAGCAGAAGACGCUGAAUUCCAAGAAAUCUCUGCUUCAGCUUUGAAGAAAGCUCGUAAAGGUUGUGAUGGUUUGAAAAAAAAAGCCAUCAAGCAAAAGGAACAAGAAUUGAAGAAACAACAACAAGAUGCUGAUAACGCUGCCAAGCAAAUGGCUGCUUUGAAUAUUAAGAUUGAAGAAGAUAAGUCCUUGCCAGUUGCUAAGAAAUUAAAGAUUAAGCAAACUUACGAACAAGUCGGCCAAAGAGUUAAAGUCUCUGGUUGGAUUCAUAGAUUACGUUCCAACAAGAAAGUCGUGUUCUUAGUCUUAAGAGAUGGUACAGCAUUCUUACAAUGUGUCUUGAGCGGUGAUUUGGCUUUGGCUAAGAGUACUUUGGAUUUGACCAUUGAAUCUACCGUUACGUUAUAUGGUACUGUCAUUGAAGUUCCAGAAGGUAAGACUGCCCCAGGUAACGUCGAAUUAGCAGUUGAUUUCUAUGAAAUUGUCAGUUUGGCUCCAUCAGGUGACGAUUCAUUCACUAACAAGAUUGCUGAAGAUUCUGAUCCAUCCUUAUUAUUAGAUCAACGUCAUUUGGCACUAAGAGGUGAAACCUUAUCUGGUGUUAUGAAAGUUCGUGCUGCUCUAUUGAGAGCCAUUAGACGUGUCUAUGAGGAAGAAGGUCUAUUGGAAGUCACUCCACCAUGUAUGGUUCAAACUCAAGUCGAGGGUGGUUCCACUUUAUUCAAAUUGGAUUAUUACGGUGAAGAAGCUUAUUUGACUCAAAGUUCCCAAUUAUAUUUGGAAACUUGUUUACCUGCAUUAGGUGAUGUUUUCUGUGUUCAAGAAUCUUUCCGUGCUGAAAAAUCUCAUACUAGAAGACAUUUAUCUGAAUAUACUCAUAUUGAAGCUGAAUUAGGCUUCUUAACUUUUGAAGACUUGUUAGAACAUAUUGAAACUUUGAUCGUCAAGAGUGUUCAAUAUGUAAUGGAAGAUCCAGUUGCUGGUGCGAUCGUUAAGGAAUUACAUCCAAACUUCGUUGCUCCAAAGGGUCCCUUCAUGAGAUUAGAAUAUAAAGAUGCCAUCGCUUGGUUACAAGAACAUAACAUCAAGAAUGAAGAAGGUGAAGAUUUCAAAUUCGGUGAUGAUAUUGCUGAAGCUGCUGAAAGAAAAAUGACCGAUACCAUUGGUGUUCCAAUCUUCUUGACUAGAUUCCCUGUGGAAAUCAAAUCAUUCUACAUGAAGCGUUGUGCAGAUGAUCCACGUGUCACCGAAUCUGUCGAUGUUCUAAUGCCAACUGUCGGGGAAAUUACCGGUGGUUCCAUGAGAAUUGAAGACACUGAAGAAUUGAUGGCUGGUUUCAAACGUGAAGGUAUUGAUCCAAAACCUUAUUACUGGUUCAUUGAUCAAAGAAAAUACGGUAGUUGUCCACAUGGUGGUUACGGAUUAGGUACUGAGCGUAUCUUAGCUUGGUUAUGUAACAGAUUCACUGUCAGAGACUGUUCCUUAUACCCACGUUUCAGUGGUAGAUGUAAGCCAUAG
Naumovozyma dairenensis CBS 421 is the source of this 1662-nucleotide messenger RNA. It is a transcript of the gene DED81, whose product is annotated as asparagine--tRNA ligase DED81. Gene Ontology annotation, biological process: asparaginyl-tRNA aminoacylation. Bases 1 to 1662 code for a protein of 553 amino acids. Gene Ontology annotation, molecular function: asparagine-tRNA ligase activity; ATP binding; nucleic acid binding. NCBI's taxonomy places the organism in Eukaryota, Fungi, Ascomycota, Saccharomycetes, Saccharomycetales, Saccharomycetaceae. Gene Ontology annotation, cellular component: cytoplasm. The record is from RefSeq and is a predicted model, not a curated record. The transcript has a single exon.